UGUCGGCGGUGUAAACUCUCUAAUCUGUGGUGUAAUUUAUAACCUAAAAAUAAGUAAUUUUUAAAUUAAAUUAAAUUCUAAUCACUAUUACAGUGAUAUAAUUAUGGAAUUCAUUGAUGCAAUACCAGUCACCUUUAAAGAAAUUACACCUAAUCACAAUAUUCCAGAGAAAUGGAAGGAAAUUGUUUUGAAUACAGGUGGUACUCACAGCACCCUUCAGGAUAUAAAGUUACCUCAGAAGGCAGGGGGCUAUUGGUACAGAGAUUCAAAGAAAGCAAACACCCGAAAUCGUUUUAUAUAUUGGCAAACUACUCCAGACUCAAUAGAAUUAUCAGAAGCAUCCUUAGAUGUGAAUUUAUCUGGAGCAAAUCUGAGAUGUAAAGUACCAGGCACUCCACCGUUAAACAGUAUAACAAUUUAUGAACGUCCCAUAUACCGUGAAAUAGUUAUUUUGGCUGCCACUGUCUCCUCAGUUCAUAGAUUAACAUUCCCUCAUCCUGAAGUUUUGGAUAAGAAAUCUACAUUUGGUUCAUUGAGCACAUCGUCGCCUUCAAUAUUCCAAGAUACAAGUGCUUUGAAUAAUCCUAACAAUUACUUUAUCCUGAAUCAAUAUACAAAUGCAACUACAGGUGUUGCCCACACAUGUUCUUCUCUACUGCGGGAAAAUGGUGAAGCAUUAUUUGCCCUAGCAUUUGGCAUUGGGGGUGAAGGGGGCCUCCUGUUAGUAAAGCUACCUGUAUCAGGAUCUGCAGUAACGGUUCCACUUAAAAGGGAGUCAGCAGUACCCAGAUUUUUAUCAGGAAUCACUGGCGCAUUACGAGGAAAAAGUACUGAUGGCCUUGAAACAUAUGGGGUGGUGUUAACCCACAAUUUGGCAGUAGCAAUAUGCGGCGACACGUGUCUUCGCGCGUGGGGUAUCGACGAGGGCGGUGCGCCGGUCGCUGUCUCGCCUCCCCUUGCCCAAACUGUAGUCAGGCCUAAGCCACCUCCACAUGGCCACAUGUUGCAGAAGUCAAUUGGGACUGAUGGGAGUGUGAUGCUGGUAGCAUAUAUCUCAUUUCCUGAUGAGUGCGAGUUUGUCGUCAUGAAGAUGCAUGAUGGCGGUGCUGGUGUUAAGUUCUCACAUAUCUGCCGUAUUUUUGGACCACAAUUGGACCUGUUUGAUUAUAGCAUUGGUUAUGGUGAGGGUACCAAUGUUAUUUGGGCAUUAUGGAGUCAGCCUGAUGGCGAAACUAUCAUAACAAGCAGUGUCCUGGGCGCGGAAGUGUCUUGGCGCGCAGUGGCGGGACGGGAGCCGGCGCCGCCGCUGCCGCAGCUGGCCUCGCACCAGCAGUACCGCGACCGCUUGCUGGCACCGGGAUUGUUCCCGCCCUCGGUGGUUAAUAAGGCGCUCGUAAUAUACCGCCGUACAUGGGGCAGCAACGAAACGUCUAUCGACGGCGAUCUGAGUGAGGCGGCAUUGAACGCCGUCCAAACCCGCCUCAGGCACCUUAUUGCACGAGCCUCUGCUCCUGACCACUCGCAUCUGAUGCACAAGUGCUGGUCAGAUUUGUACAGUUGGUGCAUGCAAUACAUGGAAGGAUUGCAAAAACCUCUCGGUCUCAUGGUUUCUACUCACGGCAAUGAUGUAGAAAGCGGAUGGUGGUGUGCAGUAGUGCGGCGAGCCGGCAUAUCGCUGGUCCGAGAGUUGGAGCCACUCGAGCGUAUGAUGCUAUCACCCGAUCUCAGUCCUAUGGAAUCUGGAAUGGCAGGCGCCCGCGACGGCGAGUUAUCCGCGGACGCGGUGCGCGUGGUGCUGGCUGGCGCGCGGUGGGAGCGCGCGGCGAGCGCGGCGGGCGCGCGCGAGUUGGAGCGGCGCCUGUUCGCCGCCGCCGCGCCGCAGCACCGCCUGCUGCCGCGCCUGCUGCACCUGCUGCAGGCGCCCGCGCCCGCCGCGCCCGAUGCCACGCCGCACGCCGCUGAUGCGCCCAUUCUCAGUCCCCAGCAAAUUGACGAGCUCACAUCAAUUUUGGAACCGAUAAAAGAUCUACAAAACGCCGUGCUGGAGUUGAACGAUGCCCUGAGAUUAGAUGUUCCGGAGAUCGAUACUUCUAACCAUGAUGACGAAGACACCAGCGAGUACGACAAUCUAUUCGCAAGUGAUUUGGGAGUGUCCGUGAUUACUGAAGCAAUAAGACAGAUGGCUGAAAUGAGGUCGCGAGUGGUGCGCGGCGCGUUGGCAGCACUAGGCGUAAGCGGCGGCGCGGGCGGCGUGCCGGGCGCCGGUCAUUGCGCCGUGCAUUGGCAGGCCUACCGUGCUCUGUUAUGGCUGCGGGCUGCUACGCUUACCCGCCCGGCGGCAAGCUCAGCCGAAACAUUCCGUCUGAAGCUCAGCGCGUUAGGCGCCGAAGCCAGCGCGGAGAUAGCCGCGCGCGGCGGGGUGGGGCUAGAGGGGGCGGCGGCGCGCGCGGGCGCGGGGGUCGUGGGUGCGUACGCUCGCAGCGCCGGCGGGCAGCGGGCCCGGGCGCACCUGGCCGCUGCACGGGCGCCCGACCACUGGCAUCAUGCGCUGCCGCUGCUGGCGUAUCAUAUCGCGCAUCAAUUAUGGGCAGUGAGCGGCGGUUUCGAGUUCGGAUGGUGGUUGGCUUCAAUUAACCAACCUCGUCUUGUGCAGAGCUACGUUGCGAUGCUGGAGCCUUGGUGCGAAUGGAAUGCCUGCUCACGGCAAUUCAUCUUGGGCUUAUCUCUGCUGGAUCUCGAAGACUCUGAGAGCGCUUAUACCGCGUUCUGCAAAGCGGCUAAAGGCGUCAGCACGGAACCUUUCUUGAGGCAGCUGGUUGCCGCCCCCGAUGCUCGGCUAACACAACAUCAGGCGUUGGUGUUAUAUUACAUGAAAGUCAUAAAACUCUUCGAAAUACACGACGCGGGUGCUUGCGUGGUUCGUUUGGCUGAAACCGCCAUCAGUAUCGCCGACAAGGAUGAUCCGAAUUUGGCGAUGUUCCAAUGGCUGGUAUUCAAGUGGCACCUUUCGGGAGGCCGCGUGGAGCGCGCGCUGGCCGCCGCCGCCGCCAGCCCCGCGCCCACCGCGCGCGCCGCCGCCGCCGCCACGCUGCUCACCACGCUGGCAUCGCGCAAGCAACUGGGUGCUUUAGUGAAAUGCGCGGCGCUGGGCGCGGAGGCGGAGCGCGCGGCGGCGGCGCGCGCCAAGUUGCACGACGCGCACGGACACAACCCCUAUUACGACUUCCUCUACGCGCUGCACGUCUCGCGACACCACUACCGCAAGGCGGCAGCAGUGAUGUACGAACGGGCGUCGCGCUGCGCUGCGGAGCGCGGCAACGACUCGAGCGGGCGCCGCAAGUGGCUCGCGGCCGCGCUCACGUGCCUGCGCCUGGCGCGGCCCGAGCACGCCUUCCUGGCGCGCCCGCCGCCGCCGCACCACGCGCCCGCCGCGCUGCAGGUAAUCGGACCGAAAGAACUGGAGGCUGAAUUGCGCGCUGAAGAUCCAGACUCCUUAGAUGAAGUACAGCAAGCCUUAAAUAAAAAUGAAAAUAUAGAUUUCAAGAAAUUGUAUCCAAAACUGAAAGAUGCUGAUGCGGAAACAUUAUUAGCAGUAACCAAGAGAGUACUCAGCACGGGUCAAUUCCUACCCCACUGGUUCCUACAGAGAUACAUGGACGUAGACGCGGGCGGCUGCAUCCGCGCUCUUCUCCGCGGCGGGCGCUGCGUGGAAGCGGCUGAAGCGUGCUCACGCGCGCUACGAACCUCGCUCGCAGCGCUGCGGCCGCUCCCGCCGCACCCGCGCGCCGCGCCGCUCGCGCUCGCCGACCUGCUGCUAGCCGAGCUCGCACACCACAAGAACCAGCCCUAUGUGAACCAGGUUUAUAACGACUUGGAUAGUCUCGUAAAAGAGUACAUACAAGUGGUAAUUAGAACAUCUGAGGAUAUGAAGCUAGCAACUAUACAGUAAGGAUUUAGAAAUAAAACAUGUUUGCA
This is a messenger RNA of Ostrinia furnacalis (Asian corn borer), 3975 nucleotides long. Its product is annotated as nuclear pore complex protein Nup160. Lineage: Eukaryota; Metazoa; Arthropoda; Insecta; Lepidoptera; Crambidae. The record is from RefSeq and is a predicted model, not a curated record. Gene Ontology annotation, cellular component: nuclear pore. Gene Ontology annotation, molecular function: structural constituent of nuclear pore. The transcript has 27 exons. Bases 104 to 3949 code for a protein of 1281 amino acids.